Amphimedon queenslandica is the source of this 2076-nucleotide messenger RNA. RefSeq lists its product as uncharacterized. The record is from RefSeq and is a predicted model, not a curated record. The transcript has 9 exons. Bases 116 to 1942 code for a protein of 608 amino acids. NCBI's taxonomy places the organism in Eukaryota, Metazoa, Porifera, Demospongiae, Haplosclerida, Niphatidae.
UAUAUACAUGGCUGGUAUUUCCCUCUCAUAUUUUAAUUAACCACUGAGCUAGUUAAUUAAAUCUUGCACCAGGCCAGUACUUGUUCUCUUGGAAUCAGCUUUACUGAAGAGAGGAAUGAACCACAACUCUCUCUUUCUGUUCUUCUGUCUUCUUCAACUAUCCACCAGCGGUUAUACUGAUAUAUCGGUCAGUCCUGGUACUCUUGUAUCGAGAGAUGAAGCUGCUAGCUGCAGACAGCACAGGACUAUAGUAUGCGAGUCCAAUCCUGUGGUAUCAUUAACUCAAUCAGUGUACAAUCUUGCUCUUUUUGAUCCAGCACGCAUUCCUUCAGCCUCUAUGUGUCCGAGCAGUACUUGUUGGAGCCCCCCACCAUUGAAGUAUCAGUUACUGCAUGAUUCUGGAAGUAUACAUUGGACACUAAUAGUGAGGUGGGAGACUCCUCCAGCUAAUGUGAACUGUAGUCUAAUGGAGUAUCAGGUUGUACUGGAUAGAAGAGAUACUGUUACCAAUUUAACUUGUGCUAGUAUUUCAACACAGCAGUCAUGGAUAUUUGGACCAUUCAAUAAUACUGUCAGUCAUAUUUAUUUUCAUCAGCCUUUUUUGUCUUUUCCUGGACCACACCAGUAUCACAUAAAGGUGAUUGGUUUAGGAAUAGAGUAUCCAUUGCUAGUAGUUAAUACUCCUAUUAAAUGUACUCAGCAGUACUUCACUGGGUGUCAGAACUGUGAAGAUGAUUCAUGCAAUCCUGAUGACUCACCUCCAUUUCUUAAUGUGAGCAUUACUGAUAGUUCAUCACCUCAUGGUCUCCAUGUCCUAGUGUCUAUAACUGAAUCUAAUGCUCAGGAGUAUUUCUUACACACUCUUUCCUCAGGGAGAAAAAUGCUACAUAAACUAAAUCAAGGCACUAGACAUGUCUACUUGUCUGGGGUUCCUCCUGAUAAUGAGACACUGAUCUGGCUAGAGAAGUUCUCCUGUGGCUGCUCCAACAGUUCACUCGUGUACAGGAUCAAUGGCUCAAACUACACCACAAUCAUGAGUACGAGUCAUUCCUCAAUUAUGAAACCAACUCCUCCAUACACGCUCACACCAUCACCUCCUACAACCGAUAACCAACCACCAGCAACUUCUAUUAAUAGUAACAUGAUGUCUAUUAAUAGUACCACAAUGUCUGUUAAUAGUAACACAAUGCCUAUUAAUAGUAACACGGUCUCCAUUAAUAGUACAGUAUCCUCUACCCCCAGCAGUGCCCCCUCUACUAACAAUAGGACCAAUAUGUUAAUACUGAUAAUACUCCCAGUCUCACUGGUCCUAGUGGCUCUAUUGAUAGUCCUGGCAGUGAUUGGGUUUCUACUGCACAAGAGGAGGAACAAGUGUGUGGAUACAGUCUGUUCUGAUCUACCCCCACCAUUAAGCUCACCCGACAGUGCUACCAUUAACAAUACCAUGAUGAAAUACUUCCAUCACUCACCCACCAGUCAUUCAGCCAGUACUAGUGUCAUCAGUAUCAUCCCCCAUGACACAGUGUCUGAUGAUAAAGAAGCUUAUCAUGCUUACUUGAAUGAGCUGGUACCUCAUGGAGCUAGUCUAGAGGUUUACUGUCGGUCGUUGCGAGUGACCCCAGCCGACUGGCUCCAGUCUGUGUUUAAGAGAGACUCCAUAGUACUGAUACUCAUCAAUGAGGAGUUUAAUGAUGAGUGGAACGGUCAUUCUGUCUCAGAUGUACCAGUAGUCUUUGCAUUGAAGCAGUUGGUUCAUUCUCUUGUCCAGCAAAGCCUAGAACUAAAGAACUUCCUGAUAAUACUACCCACCCCAGCAGAUAAGAAGCAUAUCCCUGACUAUUACCUAUUCCAUACCCUCCAGCGGUUCGACCUACAGGAUACUGAAGGAAUUGCUAGAUACAUCUUUAAAGUACCGGAAUUCACUGUAGACAGCACCUGCUAGUGAUCACUGAUACUACCCUUCACUAACCCAACAUCUCUCUCUCUCUCUCUCUCUCUCUCCUCAUUCUCAUUCACAUUUCACUUGAUUCAUUCCUCCAGUAUUAUGUACCAUAGUUAUUAUUUGAUUUUCCGAAA